Messenger RNA from Lycium ferocissimum, 3465 nucleotides. RefSeq lists its product as uncharacterized. Gene Ontology annotation, molecular function: mannose-ethanolamine phosphotransferase activity. The transcript is spliced from 3 exons. Gene Ontology annotation, biological process: GPI anchor biosynthetic process. NCBI's taxonomy places the organism in Eukaryota, Viridiplantae, Streptophyta, Magnoliopsida, Solanales, Solanaceae. Gene Ontology annotation, cellular component: endoplasmic reticulum membrane. The record is from RefSeq and is a predicted model, not a curated record. Bases 213 to 3083 code for a protein of 956 amino acids.
AAUGUUUAUUUAAUUAUUGAGUGUCAAAUUUGGAGGCAAUAUGAUAGUGAGAUCCAAACAAAAGGAUCCUAACCCAGACAAUCCAUUCUUGAAAAUCCGACAGUGAAGUGGCGGACCUCGUCAAUGGUGGACAAAUCCAAAAUACUAAGAAAAUCCUCAGAUUUAAGAUCCAUAAUUAUUGUUAAAAAUUGAUCAUUGUCCCUCGAUUUACAAUGUCGAAGACGAAGAGUGUUGAGGUUUGGUGGAAAAGUGAGAAUUUGGGUAAGCGGAGAUGGGUUUUCACGGUUUUUCUUGGGAUAUUGAUUCUUCAUGGAUUGGCUAUUCUAGUCUUCACCAGAGGGUUCCUCCUAACUCGCACUGAACUUUCACAAUAUAGCCAUUGCUCUGAUAUUCAACAAUCUCCUUGCUUAUCUCCUUCUCAAGAUGAUCAAAUGGUCAACCAUUCCAAAGGCUGCUGGACGAAACCAGCCGUUGAUCGCAUUGUCAUCAUUGUUCUCGACGCUCUCAGGUAUGACUUUGUUGCUCCGAGCACCUUUUUCGAAGAGAAAAAACCGUGGAUGGACAGAUUGCAGGUGUUACACAAGUUGGCAUCUCAGCCAGGUUCAUUUGCUAAGAUCUUUAAAGCUAUUGCUGAUCCUCCAACGACCAGUUUGCAACGUCUAAAGGGAUUAACAACCGGCGGGCUUCCAACUUUUAUUGAUGUGGGUAAUAGCUUUGGUGCACCAGCUAUCAUUGAAGAUAAUUUGAUAUAUCAGAUGGCUAAGAAUGGAAAACGAGUCGUGAUGAUGGGGGACGACACGUGGGUUCAACUGUUUCCUGAUCAUUUUAAUAUAUCUCAUCCAUUCCCUUCUUUUAACGUUAAAGACCUCGACACGGUAGAUAAUGGAUGCAUCGAGCACUUGUUUCCGUACUUGUAUAAAGAAGAUUGGGAUGUACUUAUCGCACAUUUUCUUGGCGUGGAUCAUGCUGGACAUAUUUUUGGUGUUGAUUCUACUGAAAUGAUAGAAAAGUUGGAUCAGUACAAUGGGAUUUUGGAGAAAGUUGUUGAUGUUUUAGAAAGCCAAAGUGGGCCCGGAGGGUUACAUGAAAAUACUCUGCUUCUUGUGAUGGGUGAUCACGGGCAAACCAUCAACGGUGAUCAUGGUGGAGGUGCUCCAGAAGAAGUUGAAACGUCACUAUUUGCUAUGAGUUUGCAAAAGCAUCAUCCAUCUUCCUUACCGUCCGAAACAGAUAGCUCGUCUUGUCGACUUGACUUGGAGAAAAGGAAGAUAUGCACUAGCUCCAUCGAGCAGCUUGACUUUGCCGCAACAGUAUCUGCUCUGCUUGGUAUUCCACAUCCUUUUGGAAGCAUCGGGCGUGUUAAUCCUGAACUGUAUGCAUUAGCUGCUGGUACUUGGAACUUGGACAAUUUUACUCCUGAAAGUGGAAUAAAUCUCUCAAGUUUAGAGAAGUGGAUGCAGAACUAUGUCAAUGUCCUCUGCAUGAAUACAUGGCAGGUGAAAAGAUACAUUGAUGUAUAUUCAGCUUCAUCGGUGAUAGGAUUUUCGGACAAAGAUAUGUUUCACGUAUCGAAUCUCUACGCUCAGGCAAAUGAUAUUUGGUUACAUACCAAGGAAGAUUUUACAUCGUUGCCUCAACUGCAGAAGCAAGUUGAAGCUUAUACUAAUUUCUUGUCGAGUAUUGCUGCACUUGCUCGUUCCAAAUGGACAGAGUUCAAUGUAAAGAUGAUGGGAACUGGUUUAUGCAUCUUGGUGUUCUCUCUUUUUGUUCACAUUUUCACCAUCAAGAAAUUGGACAAACUAUGCAGUAGUUGCUAUCUUCCUCGUGGUGGAAAUUUUGUAAUUUCUUUCGAGGCUAUUUUUGCAUAUGCUGCUGUGCUGAUCCGUGCUUUCAGUUUUCUUUCAAAUAGUUUCAUCUUGGAGGAAGGUAAAGUGGCAAGUUUUCUAUUGGCCACGGCUGGAAUGCUUCAAUUACGUCAUGCAAUAGUGAAAAAAAUGAUGCUUCUUGAAGGACUUCUUUUUGUUCUGGUGGUUCCUCUUCUCAGAUUCGGUAUUGAACUUGGACAGUCAAAACAGGCUGUCAAUUCUUUAUUUUUGAAGUCAUUUCCUUCGUGGACCGUAGGAGUUGAACAAUCCACCAACUUAUGGAUUUAUGUUGCUGAUAUCUUGCCCUUUUUAGUGCUUAUCAUUUUAGCUUAUAUACUUUACAAGAACAUCAGACAUAGUUCCAGUCAGGACAUAUUCAAGUUUGUUAUUAUUGGAACCAUAUUUGCUUCUUCUCUUGUAGCUCUAGCUUGGGCUUUAGAUGGUAACUUAUUUAGCCCGAGCACGAUGAUUGUGGAUAUAAAAGCAUAUUGGAUUCCUCGGAUCAUCUAUGUUUUUGGUCUUCUGCAACUAUUGUUAUUAGCAAUAUCCCUACUUUGUGGUAAAGAGAAAAAGACUUCGGGCUUGGAGGAAGGUACAAUUGUUAAAGCAACUGCCAUGUUAUCUGCAUGGAGUUCGACAAUAAUCAUUUUAUCUGGGAAACAAGGUCCUCUAGUUGCUCUAGCAGCGGUAAUUCAAGGGUGGUGCAUAAUUAGGUUAAUGAUGUUAGAACAAGACUGCAAUGAAAGUUCAACUUUAUAUUCUUCUCCGGUGGCAAAAUCGAGCCUUUUAGCCGUGUGCUUAUUUUUCUGCACUGGACAUUGGUGUGCCUUUGAUGGGCUCCGCUAUGCUGCCGCUUUCGUUGGGUUUGAGGAAUUCAACCUUGUUCGUCAAGCCGCCCUUCUUACCGUCGAUACAUUUGGUUUCUCCCACAUUCUUCCAGUAAUGGGACUUCCACUUAUUGUUGCUUGCCGCCGACGUCCAGAGGUAGUCCAGGCUGAGAAAAGGAAACAACUGUUUUUUUUCCAGUUAUGCCAGGUCUAUUUGAUGUAUGGACUUAUUAUGGCUAUAUCUAUGACACUUACAAUUAUAUGUGUUACGAUUCAAAGGCGGCACUUGAUGGUAUGGGGUUUAUUCGCUCCAAAGUUUGUCUUUGAUGCUGUGGGUCUUCUUCUUACCGACUUCUUCAUAUGCUUCGCAUCACUGUACUAUUUUGCAUGAUCAAAUCUACAACUUCUUGAAUGGUUCUAUUCCAUUGACAUCGGUAUAUCGUUGUAGGUAAGGUAACAUUUCGUUAUGUCCUGAUUCGUUCUCAGAUUUUGAUUGAUUAAUACAGAUGUAUAGCUACCAUUUAAGGCGUUGACCUUAAGUCGGUAAAUUUUGAUGGAUUAUUAGAAGAUCUUGUUGUGGUUAGCAUUCUUUUAACGGAGGCAAAAACAUUAGGUAAUUUUUUUUCCAUCUGUCCAAGGUUUGUUGGAUAGAGUUACUUGGUACAUGUGCCGGUGGGUGGUAACAUUAUUAUAGUGUUGAUUGUGAUACGUUGAGAUAUGUUUCUAAUGAUGUUAGAUCUUACCGAAGAGAAUUGUUCUUAUUGUUUUACCUA